This is a messenger RNA of Lacerta agilis (Sand lizard), 2122 nucleotides long. RefSeq names its product interferon-induced GTP-binding protein Mx1-like. The transcript is spliced from 14 exons. The coding region runs from base 134 to 2086 and encodes 650 amino acids. The record is from RefSeq and is a predicted model, not a curated record. Gene Ontology annotation, molecular function: GTP binding; GTPase activity; microtubule binding. Gene Ontology annotation, cellular component: membrane; microtubule; nucleus. Gene Ontology annotation, biological process: defense response to virus. NCBI's taxonomy places the organism in Eukaryota, Metazoa, Chordata, Lepidosauria, Squamata, Lacertidae.
AGAAAACCAUAUAGACUAAUGACACCACAGGCUCUAUAGAACUUCAUUCCAAGGAAGCCAAACCCUGGGAUAGUGCAGACCAGGCAAACUGAUUUUCCAAUCUACGAAAAUAUUUUAAUUCCGAGGGAGCAACAUGUCGGUCAAGCGUGAAAAGAAAAGUGACUCCAAUCCACUGAAGAGUAAAAUGGAAAAUGUCUCCUCUCCACUGAAGAGUAAUCUUAUAGAGAGUGCAAGUGUCCUGAGCACCCAGUAUGAAGAGAAAGUCCGCCCAUGUAUUGACCUUAUUGAUUCUCUGAGAGCCCUCGGAGUGGAAAAGGACUUAGCAUUGCCAGCAAUUGCUGUGAUUGGAGAUCAAAGCUCAGGGAAAAGCUCAGUUCUGGAAGCUCUUUCUGGAGUUGCUCUUCCAAGGGGCAGUGGUAUUGUUACGAGAUGCCCCUUAGAGCUCAAGCUGAAGAAAACACACAACACGAAGGAAUGGAAAGGGAAAAUUUCAUAUCUGAACACAGUGGAAGAUAUGAAUAGCUCGAGACAAGUGGAAGAACAAAUCAUUAGAGCCCAGAAUGCAAUGGCUGGCUCAGGAUCCGGCAUUAGCUCAGAAUUAAUUAGUUUGGAAAUCAGCUCCUCGGAUGUUCCGGACCUGACUCUGAUUGACCUGCCAGGAAUCGCAAGAGUGGCUGUGGGUGAUCAGCCAAAAGACAUUGGACAGCAGAUAAUAAAUUUAAUUAAGAAGUAUAUUAACAAACAAGAAACCAUCAAUUUGGUAGUGGUUCCCAGUAAUGUAGACAUUGCAACAACAGAGGCACUGAAAAUGGCUCAAGAAGUAGAUCCCAAGGGGGAGAGAACACUUGGCAUCCUGACCAAGCCUGACUUGGUCGACAAGGGAACAGAGACAGAAGUGGUGGACAUAAUCCGGAAUCAAAGAGUCCCCCUGAGAAAAGGAUAUAUGAUCGUUAAAUGUCGUGGGCAAAGUGACAUCAACGACAAAGUGACUUUGGGAGAUGCAAUUGAGAAAGAGAGAGAAUUUUUUGAAGAACAUGAUUUUUUCAGAUCUCUUUUGGAGGAAGGCAGAGCUACCAUCCCACUUUUGGCAGAAAGGCUUACACAGGAGCUGAUAGAGCACAUUAGCAAAACAUUGCCAACUUUGCAAAAACAAAUUAAGGAAAAGCUAGAGGUAACAAAUGCAGAGCUGCGAAAAUGUGGUCAAGAUGUGCCUGGAAACACGGAAGAGAAGAUGGCUUUCCUCAUACAAAAAAUCAGGCUUUUUAACCAAGACAUCUUAAAUAAAGUACAAGGAGAAGAUUCAAUGUAUUCGAAAAAAACAAGAUUGUUCACAAAAGUGAGAAAUAACUUUAAUCAAUGGCAAGAGGAGAUAAACAGAAAUGCACUAAAUGUAAGAGAUGCUAUGAAAGAUGAAUUUCACAGCUAUGAAAAUAAAUAUCGUGGCAAAGAACUCCCAGGGUUUAUUAAUUACAAGACCUUUGAGACCAUUGUCAGACAACAAAUUAUGAUGCUGAGAACACCAGCUGUUGAAAUGUUGACAGUUAUAGCAGAACUUGUGCGGGAAAAUUUUAUUCAAACUGCCUACCAACACUUUGAUGCUUUCUACAAUCUUCUGAGAGCUGCUCAGAUCAAUAUUGAAGAUAUAAAACUGAAGCAAGAAGAGGCUGCGGUAUCCAUGAUCAAUACUCAGUUUAAAAUGGAAAAAAUAGUAUAUUCCCAGGACAGUAUUUAUAGUGAAGAUUUAAGAAGUAUUAGAACGAAAGGUGUUGGACAUUCAGUUCAAGUUCAAGUUCAAGUUCCUGCAAAGCUAUGCUCCAUGGAGGAAAUGAGUUACCACUUGAACGCUUACUUCAAAAGCGCAGGAACCCGUCUUGGUACCCAAAUUCCCAUGAUUAUUCGGACAUAUGUUCUCCAGGAUUAUGCUGACAAUUUACAAAACGCAAUGCUGCAACUCUUGCAAAACAAAGAUCAGUUUGACAUUCUCCUUCAGGAGAGGCAUGAUACUUCCAAUGUGAGGAACACUCUAAAGGAGAAGAUCAAACGUCUCACCAAAGCACGACAGCAUUUAGCAAAAUUCCCCGUGUAAUCAAGAGGUGUCUCUGUGUUAAUUCCCUCUUCCAAU